AUGCAAGGCACUUCCGGCCACCGCUCCCGCGGUUCUGAGGAGUAUGGGGUGUACGAUGAUGCAAAGACGUACUAUGCUUCCGAGGAGAGGCACAGCAACCGCUAUGGAGUCCGAACUCGAACGUACUCGCAGAAUAGCUUGGUGAAGCAGUUGGAGAGGAUGGGGGCGCAGGAGCCGUUCCGACGUGGAAGCCACGAUGAGACCACCAUGGAGACGGGUCGCCGAUUUCUCGUUCAGGUUGAUGCCACGCUGGAAAUCCUCAAGAACCAGGAGGACACUGACGGAAACAUGCAAAUCACGAUUGAGGAUAAUGGCCCCAAAGUCAUUUCUCUGAGAACAGCUGCCUCGGCUGGCCACAACCGAUUCGAAGUCCGAGGAACUUACAUGCUGUCCAAUCUCCUGCAGGAGUUGACAUUGGCCAAGGAGUAUGGCCGCAAGCAAAUCAUUCUUGAUGAAGGUCGCUUGAACGAGAACCCUGUUGAUCGUUUGUCCCGCUUGAUCCGAGAUCAUUUCUGGGAUGGACUUACCAGGCGAAUUGACGCAUCUAGUAUUGAGAUUGCGGCUCGUGACCCCAAGGACUGGACAGACGACCCUCGUCCGAGAAUCUAUGUCCCAAUUGGAGCUCCGGAGCAGUAUGAGUAUUAUCAAAAGGUGGCUGCCGACAGACCAGAGCUCCGUCUUGACGUCCAGCAACUGCCGGAGAAGAUCACGCCAGAGUUGAUUCGCGACAUGAACGACAAGCCGGGUCUGCUGGCUGUAGCUGUCGAGAAGGUGGAAGAGGAAGAUGAACUGGGCAACAAGACGACAAGCUUAAAGGGGCUUCCCUUUGUCGUCCCCGGUGGUCGCUUCAACGAACUUUACGGCUGGGAUAGCUACAUGGAAUCUCUCGGCCUGUUGAUCCAUGAAAGGGUCGACCUAGCCAAGUCCAUGGUGCUCAACUUUUGCUUCUGCAUCGAGCACUAUGGCAAGAUUCUCAACGCCACUCGAUCCUACUAUCUUGGCCGAUCUCAGCCUCCCUUCCUGACGGACAUGGCUCUUCGAGUAUAUGAGAAGAUUAAGCAUGAGCCGGAUUCCAAGGAGUUCUUGAGACGGGCCAUCCUCGCCGCCAUCAAAGAGUAUCACAGUGUCUGGACCAGCGAGCCUCGGCUAGACCCGGUGACGGGCCUCUCCAGGUACCGACCAGAGGGUCUAGGAGUGCCUCCCGAGACGGAGGCCACCCACUUCGUCCACAUCUUGAAGCCCUACAUUGAGAAGCACAAGAUGGAAUUCGAGGAGUUUGUCCGAGCUUACAACUAUGGCGAGAUCAAAGAGCCUGAGCUUGACGAGUACUUUUUGCACGAUCGUGCAGUCCGCGAAUCCGGCCACGACACAUCGUACCGUCUCGAGGGCGUCUGUGCUGAUCUUGCCACUAUCGACCUCAACUCUCUAUUGUUCAAGUAUGAGACAGAUAUCGGACGGACCAUUCGAAGCCUCUUUGGCGACAAGUUGGUCAUUCCAGCUGAAUUCUGCCAGGGAACGCCAUACCAGCCCGGCGAGUCCGUGUCUUCGGCGGUCUGGGACCGACGCGCCAAGCGGAGAAAGUUGACAAUGGACAAGCUGAUGUGGAACGAAGAGGAGGGCAUGUUCUUUGAUUACGACACAGCCAAGAGACAGAGGUGCACGUAUGAGACUGCCACGACCUUGUGGGCGCUCUGGGCUGGAAUUGCAACGCCCAAGCAGGCAGCCGAUUUGGUGAAGAAGGGCCUGCCCAGAUUCGAGAUGUUUGGUGGUGUGGUAGCUGGAACGGAGAAGUCUCGGGGUGCAAUUGGAUUGGAACGCCCCAACCGACAGUGGGAUUACCCAUACGGCUGGGCUCCGCAGCAGAUGCUGGCCUGGACUGGACUGCUUCGAUACAGCUUCACCGAAGAAGCUGAGCGCCUUGCCUAUAAAUGGCUCUUCAUGAUCACCAAAGCGUUUGUCGAUUUCAACGGAGUAGUGGUUGAAAAGUACGACGUCACACGUCCGGUUGACCCUCAUCGUGUUGACGCCGAGUAUGGAAACCAAGGCCUGGACUUCAAGGGCGUUGCGAAGGAAGGGUUCGGAUGGGUCAAUGCCAGUUACGUUUACGGACUCCAGAUUGUGAAUGCGCAUAUGCGACGAGCACUGGGAACGUUGACUCCGUACGAAACGUUUAUCAGAGCAAUUGAGCUGAACAAUGAACGCGCCUUGGCUGGCCUGACCCUGACGUGA
This is a messenger RNA of Trichoderma breve, 2229 nucleotides long. Its product is annotated as trehalase domain-containing protein. The coding region runs from base 1 to 2229 and encodes 742 amino acids. The transcript is spliced from 4 exons. Lineage: Eukaryota; Fungi; Ascomycota; Sordariomycetes; Hypocreales; Hypocreaceae. Gene Ontology annotation, biological process: trehalose catabolic process. Gene Ontology annotation, molecular function: calcium ion binding; alpha,alpha-trehalase activity. The record is from RefSeq and is a predicted model, not a curated record. Gene Ontology annotation, cellular component: cytoplasm.